Messenger RNA from Sinocyclocheilus rhinocerous, 1938 nucleotides. RefSeq names its product septin-9-like. NCBI's taxonomy places the organism in Eukaryota, Metazoa, Chordata, Actinopteri, Cypriniformes, Cyprinidae. Gene Ontology annotation, molecular function: GTP binding. The record is from RefSeq and is a predicted model, not a curated record. The transcript has 14 exons. The coding region runs from base 43 to 1938 and encodes 631 amino acids.
CUAAUAGAUUAAAGUCGACAUUCUCAGGAUAAAAAGGACCCCAUGAACAUGAAGAAAACAUACUCUGGCAUUGCGAGGUCCACUAGUGGCAGGCUGAGGAGGCCAGAGAGAGGAGAGGCAACAAGUCCUACUGCGCUUAAGAGGUCAUUUGAAGUGGAGGAGGAUACAUCCACAAACCCAUCCCCUCUUUCCCGAAGAACAACCAAUCCUUUGCGCUCCUCCACCUCUUCUACAAGCAGCCGUUUCCACGACAUGAGAUCGCUCAACUCCGAGUCCACCUCCAGGCACACUUCAGAUUCCUCCUCCUCCAACCAGCGCUCUCCAAAAUCCAGCCUGAGGCGCGUGGAGUUAUCGGGGGGCCGCGUCCCAGAGACUGUGUCACGCAGGACAGAGAUCUCCAUCGACAUCUCCUCCAAGCAGGUGGACAGUUCUCCCAGUCCCGGUAUUGCCCGCUUCGGCUUAAAGAGACCUGAGGUCUCGCUCCAGAGUAAAGCCACAGAUGGGUCUGUUCACAGAAGGGCUGAGGGUAACCACAGCAGACCCCAGGAACCUCCAACACCCCCUAGGAGAGCCGACCCACCAAUAUCCUCGUCCCGGAUCCCUGAGCUGUCCCAGAGGCGAGCAGAGCCUCCCAGCCCUGUUGAGAUCUCAGCUCCAUUUAGACGGGCUGAGGUGAACAUUAACAGACAGCUGGACACACCGUCUCCUGCAAGGGAGUCAGAGAACAGCUUCAUCUCAGCAGCCAGCAUCACUCCUACCUUCAAUGAAUACAAAACCCCUCCAUCAGUACAUGAACCCCCCGUAAGACCUCUAGAGAGGUCAGAGGUCAUUUCCAGCUACAGCAGCAGUAGCAGCAGCAGCAGUAGCGUCAUGGCAGAGUCGGUUAUACCAGAGAUGCCUCCAGCCAUGUACCUGGAGAAGCCCAGCGUCGACUUCAGCUAUGUGGGCAUCGAUGCCAUCCUGGAGCAGAUGAGGAGGAAGGCCAUGAAACAGGGCUUUGAGCUCAACAUCAUGGUAGUGGGUCAGAGUGGUUUGGGGAAGUCCACACUGAUGAACACGCUCUUCAAGUCUAAGGUGAGCCGUAAGUCUUUCCUGGGCACGGCUGAGGAAAAGAUUCCCAAAACCAUCGAGAUCAAGUCCAUCAGUCAUGAUAUCGAGGAGAAAGGAGUUCGAAUGAAGCUGACGGUCAUAGACACACCAGGGUUUGGUGACCAGAUCAACAACGAGAAUUGUUGGCAGCCCAUAAUGAAGUUCAUCAAUGACCAGUAUGAGCAGUACUUGCAGGAAGAGAUCAAUAUUGACAGGAAGAAGAGGAUCCCAGACUCACGAGUGCACUGCUGCAUAUACUUCAUACCACCCACAGGACACUGUCUUAGGCCUUUGGAUGUGGAGUUCAUGAGACGUCUUAGUAAGGUGGUGAACAUCGUUCCUGUCAUCGCUAAGGCUGACACCCUGACUCUGGAGGAGAGGGACUUCUUCAAAAAGAAGAUCAGGCAAGAGCUUCGAGCCAAUGGGAUUGACGUCUAUCCACAGAAAGAGUUUGAUGAGGACGCGGAGGACAGAACGAUCAAUGAGAAAAUAAGAGAAAUGAUUCCUUUUGCAGUAGUAGGAAGCGACCAGGAGUAUCAGGUCAAUGGGAGAAGGCUAUUGGGAAGGAAAACAAAAUGGGGAACCAUUGAAGUUGAGAAUAUUGUCCACUGUGAGUUUGCCUACCUGCGGGACCUCCUCAUAAGAACCCACAUGCAGAACAUUAAAGACAUCACCAGCAGCAUCCACUACGAGAUGUACCGUGUCCGUCGGCUCAACGAGAUGGCAUUGUGGAGAACCUGGAUAUGGAAUAUGCCAUCAGGCAUCUGCGGAAACACGGAGGACCACAAGUAUGUCAUUGAAAAAUCUAGUCAAGUAAAGUCGUGGAAGCUUAAUCGAAUCCUUAAAUGA